UAAUGGCAGGGGAUGAAAAUUUAUUUAUUAAAUUCUGCAAGUUCUGUAUGGCGCACAGGCUACAUCCUUUUAUAUGUCUUCAAUGAUAUUAUGAUUUUGUUCUGUAUAAUAUAUAUUCUGUACCUUUUCUUAUUUUGGUUUGUAUCAGCCUGCUUACACGUAGGCUUGGAGUGAUCUAUUUAAGUUUUUAACAGCAGUACAAUUUACACAUAGCUUUGGUUCGCAGUUAAAAGAAAGAAAUUUAAAUAUAUUUUGUUGGCAGACCUUUUUGAAGAAGAAUCAUGGAAUUUCCCAUACCAGAGGCGCAGUACUGGGACGUUUCGAAGAAGUCCCAGAAAGAUCGCCAGAUGAUUCGUAAAUUCGUGCCCGAGGCUGUCGACCUCGCCACCAUAAGUCGUGCGGAGAUCUACAGGAUUGACACCUUCUAUUUGGAGUGCCAGAAGUACCGGGACCAUUAUCGUGACCCCUACGGCAAGGUGCACUGUCCGGCAUUCUUCCACUUACACAAGGGCAAGUGCGGAAUCAAGCUGGACCAGAGCGUAAUCAAGAUGACACAGGCGAUUGCUGGAAAUGUGGACCGACAGCCCAUAGUGUUUCCCCUCAUUCCAAAUAAGAGCAUGUUUUUAGGGGGUAGCAUUCCAAUGGGCUCACAAACAGCCCAGGUUGGCGUCACCAGCUAUCUCAGAUGAAGAAACUCGGUAGACUUUUUUACAGCAUUAAAGCGCAAGUACGUGCUAAUGUUACUGCGCAAGAGUACAAAAGUGUUUCGAAUAAGAAGAUAUUACUAUCUGCCAAAUAUACAAUAGCUUGUUGCAAUUA
Molecule: messenger RNA, 819 nt
Organism: Drosophila erecta
Lineage: Eukaryota; Metazoa; Arthropoda; Insecta; Diptera; Drosophilidae
Exons: 1
Coding region: 282-689 (135 amino acids)
Source: RefSeq, a predicted model, not a curated record